GAAACCGAGGCUGCAACGUCAUGCUAAACUCAAAACCUCACCCUGACGAGCGAAGCAGCAUUAGGGAGAGGCACAGCCAGAUUGGAGCACUAGAGAUAACUGUUGACAGCAGACACAGUGCAUGAUGCGUGAAUACAAGUUAGUAGUCCUUGGCUCUGGAGGUGUGGGCAAGUCUGCUCUGACGGUGCAGUUCGUUCAAGGGAUCUUCGUGGAGAAGUAUGACCCCACAAUAGAAGACUCGUACAGAAAGCAAGUGGAGGUGGAUGGGCAGCAGUGCAUGCUUGAGAUCCUGGACACUGCAGGGACGGAACAAUUCACAGCCAUGAGGGACCUCUACAUGAAGAACGGCCAGGGCUUUGCGCUAGUGUACUCCAUAACAGCACAGUCUACAUUCAAUGACCUGCAGGACCUCAGAGAACAGAUCUUACGAGUCAAAGACACCGACGACGUGCCGAUGAUCCUGGUGGGGAAUAAGUGUGACUUGGAGGACGAGCGUGUGGUGGGCAAGGAGCAGGGCCAGAACCUGGCUAGACAGUGGAGCAGCUGUGCGUUCCUCGAGUCCUCCGCCAAGUCCAAGAUUAACGUCAACGAGAUCUUCUAUGACCUGGUCCGGCAAAUCAACAGGAAAACCCCAGUGCCGGGGAAGGCGCGCAAAAAGUCCAACUGCCAGUUGCUCUAAUACACAGCUGUCCCGCCGCUCUGAGCCAGGUCUGAUUUGCUGCUGUCUCUCAGCAGUGCCAGCAUUCCGACGUUACUAAAAAACCCCUAACAUCUGACGGACUCUCCUGUGUGCCGAUGCCCCUUUAACCAACCAAGAACCGACGAAGCAACGGACUCAAAACUACAGUACCAUGUCAGUUUUUGCACAUAGAUAACCAUCAUCCCUUUCCAGUAUCGCGAGAGAGAUUUUUACUUAUAAAUAUAUAUAUUCUAACUGUAUGCAACUGAAAUGAGGAAGACAAAACAAUUAUGUGGAUACCUAAAUAAGUCAUGAAAUAGAUACAAAAAUGAUUUGAAACAAUCCAGAGCCUACAACCCAGUGUUACUGCUAAAUGCAGACAAGCCGUUGAAAACCAUUAAAAGAUAAAACAAACGGUGUCUUAAACCAGACUGUGCACGUUGCCAUGGUGAGUACAAUGAUGCGAUAGUUCUGAGCACCACUAUUUUAGCCAGAGAAGAGAGUAAGUCCAAAGAGCGCCUAUAUAGCCCAUGUCAUACCGCAGUCUAUGCUCCUUUGGUUUCUUUUUGUAACUUGUUUUGGUGUUUUUUCCUCUUUCUUUCGUUUUGUUAUUUUUUUUUUAUGUUACUAGAUUUCGUCUACCAAGAUGCGAUGUUGUAACACUUAUCAAUAUGAGUUUUAUCUUAGGAAAAAAAAAAAACCUGUGGAUACAAUACAGUGAUAUAUGUGUAAAAAGUAUAAAAAUAUAAUAUGAUUUUUUUUUUUUCUGUCACUAUCAUAUUGUCUUUAGCCUAAAGAUGUCGCCUUCAAAUAUGUGUUAGUUUAUUUUUUUCUUUCUGAAGAAUCCAACUCAUUAGAAAAAAAAUGGAAUCCAUCUUUGACUUCACGCCUGGGUUUCUUUGUCGUGUUUACAAAGAUGUUUGUACAGUGGGUUUUUUUUCCAUGAGGGGUCUGUCUCUGGGGACAUGGCAUUUCAAUGCAAGACUUGGCCAAGCAGGCCCUGAUGUCACCACAUAGAACUUCCAAGCGAGCUCUGAUUGGUCCUUGCAAACAAAUAAUCCAUUACGCCCUAGUCUCAGACUCCCUCAUCUACAACAGGAAGUAUAUAUUUUAAAACAAGGGUUUUUAAUAUAGACUAAAUAAAAAAAAGGAACAAAAUGUCAUCAUUUCCCCUACUUCUGUUGCUGUAGAUUCUCACUGUACCCCCCCCCCCCCCCCCAAAAAAAAUAUCUUCCUCCCCCCACCCAUUUGCCUGCUAAUGCAUCUCUUGUAAACUAGGAUAUGAAAACCAAAUACUGGACCCUGUCAGUAAAGAAAAAAAAACGACUUGCCUGUUAGUGACUGUUUCACCCUGUGUAAUAUUUGGUUUGACCAGUUUUCCUGUUGGCUGAGUUUCUGUGUGGGGUAUGUAGCGAUGGUUGGGGGGAGGGGGAGAACAUGUGUUUUGAGAGCACGGAGAGAGAGAAAACAGAAUUUUAAAAAAAGAAAAGAAAAGAAUUCAACUGUAAUGGAGUAAUCUGACUCGGGGGAGCCGAAGAGAGGGCCGACGUCACCUGAACUCGCCUCUCUUCUGUGUCCCGUUAAAACAAAAUGCUUUUGUUGCUUUUGUGUGCGUUAACAAAGAAAAAAAAAAGACAAAAAGAAGAAAAAAGGAAGAAAAAAUUACGAACAGCCUCCUUAACGUUGAAAUCAUGUGUAAAGAUCUUGUCUCUACAGAGCUCCAGUAUUUGAAAUUCAACAUCAUCUGCUUCUGUGGGUGGGUGGGGGUCGGGUGGCAGGGGGAGGGAACUAAAGGGACGGGUAGCCAAAUGUAAACUAAAAAGCCUUAAUUAAAAGUGGUGCAAUUUUGUAUAACUGAGCAUCUGUAGUUCAAUAAAUUGGAUUGCCAUGCAAGGGCUUGUGAGAGCCAGUCCACCACUUGAAUGUUUUGUGUAUUGUUUCAACAGUUCUGCCAGUCCAAUAAAUAAAACAAAAAUGUUGGUUUAAUAA
Molecule: messenger RNA, 2668 nt
Organism: Clupea harengus (Atlantic herring)
Lineage: Eukaryota; Metazoa; Chordata; Actinopteri; Clupeiformes; Clupeidae
Product: ras-related protein Rap-1b
Biological process (GO): Rap protein signal transduction
Cellular component (GO): membrane
Molecular function (GO): GTPase activity; GTP binding
Source: RefSeq, a predicted model, not a curated record